GCACAUACAUACACUUCUCUGUACCUCGUCUUGGAGAGCGAACUCACUCGUGCUGUCCUUGUUGAGCAGCUGUGUAGUGCAUGCCUGCUUGGUCGCCGAGGGGAGUGGUGGUGUCGGCUGGCCGGCUGCUGUGACCGAGUCGUGGUGGCAUUGGUGAUGGCGGAGGCUGACCGGGUACGCCUCCGCGCGGCGGCUCUCACGCUCGACGGCGGGGUCGUCUGGGACAAGCCGGACAAGAAGACGGACUUGUUCGCGCAUCUUGGCUCGCCGGUGUCGCCGCUGCGCCUGCGGCCGGCCACGACGUCUUCGUCGUCGUCGUCCGCUGGGUCGGCCAAGUCGCCGGCGCUGGGAAAUGCGGCAGCGGUGGCUGUGGGGAUAGGAGGUCGGGGGAAUCACUCGGGUGAGCUCGUGGCGGAGAGCAACCCGCCACGGCCGCUGAGGCACCGGCGCAGCGGAUCUGGGCCGCUGAUCUUUUCCGGCGGCAGCAGCAGCGCGGGGAGUGGAGGAGGAGGAGGCUGCGGCAGCGGGAGCACCGCGAGCUCGCAGCUGACCAAUGCGCUCCCCACCGGCAACAUCUUCCCGUCUGGACGUGUCGCGGGGGCGGCGGCUGCGCCGCAACCGCCACGCACUCGGCCGGUCGUGCUUGGAUCCGGCACCGGGCACUACGGCCACGGCAACAUCAUGAGGUGCGGCGGAGGAGGCGGAGGCAUGGCUCCCUCAAGAAGCAGCAUUGACGCCACCCUGUUCCACAGCAACUCCUCGAGGUCUCCGGCGAGCUGCCCGGCGCCACCGGGCAGCGGUGGUGGUCUCCAGGAGGUGACUCGCGCCGGGAACGAGUGGUACAAGAAGGGCCGGUACGGCGAGGCGCUGCAGCACUACGACCGUGCCCUGGCGCUGUGCCCGGACAGCGCCGCGUGCCGCGGCAACCGUGCUGCCGCGCUCAUCGGGCUCGGUCGCCUAGCAGAAGCCCUUAGCGAGUGUGAGGAGGCCGUCCGCCUCGACCCGGCGAGCGCCCGUGCGCAUGGCCGCCUCGCUGGACUAUGCCUCCGUCUUGGGAUGGUUGACAAAGCAAGAAUGCAUUUUACGCUGGUUGGGAAUGCAAACCUGUCUGAUCCUGCUGAGUGGCAGAAGCUGCAUGAGGUGGAAAGCCAUCAAGAGAGAUGCAUGGAUGCAAGGAAAACUAGAGACUGGAAGAGUGCGCUAAGGGAAGCAGAUGCGGCCAUUGCCAACGGAGCAGACUCCUCUCAAUUGCUUCUUGCCUUGAGGUCGGAAGCACUUCUUCGGCUGCACAAAUUCGAAGAGGCUGAUUCAACUAUUGCAAGCUUGUUGAAAUUGGACAAUGCAUCACUACCGUCAAUGCCAACCAAACUCUCAGGCAUGGCAGCUGAUUCAUAUGUACAUAUUGUCCAAGCCCAGGUCAACAUGGCAUUUGGAAGGUACAACUAUCAAAUCUUGAGAAUUCUGAUAAUUUUUCUUUUCUUGGUUCUAACAACACAAGUAUUGAAAUUGGUUUUCUGCAGGUUUGAUUCAGCUGUUGCAUUGGCUGAGAAGGCUAGGCUUAUUGAUCCUGGAAACUCAGAGGUUGGAGUGAUUCUGAAUAACGUGAGGUUAGUUGCAAGGGCUCGAUCCCAGGGGAAUGACCUUUUUAAGGCAGGCAAGUUUGCCGAGGCAUCUAUAGCAUAUGGUGAAGGGCUUAAACAUGAGCCCUCAAACCCAGUACUAUACUGCAAUCGGGCAGCUUGCUGGUCGAAGUUAGGCUGGUGGGCGAAAGCUAUUGAGGACUGCAAUGAGGCCCUAAGAGUCCAACCUAACUACACAAAGGCUCUGUUAAGACGUGCAGCAUCCUAUGCAAAGCUUGAGCGUUGGGCUGAUUGUGUGCGGGACUAUGAGGUGCUUCACAAGGAUCUUCCUGGUGACACAGAGGUUACGGAGUCCUUGUUCCAUGCCCAAGUCGCAUUGAAGACAACCCGUGGAGAGGAGGUGUCGAAUAUGAAGUUUGGAGGCGAGGUUGAGGCAGUUACCAGCUUAGAGCAACUCCAAGAUGCUAUGUGUUUGCCUGGGGUAUCUGUUCUUUACUUCAUGUCAACAACGAAUCGGCAAUGUGCACAGAUUACUUCAUCUGUGGACUCCCUUUGCACCGAAUGCCCUUCAGUGAAUUUCUUUAAGGUAAAUGUUGAUGAGAGCCCAGCGGUAGCCAGGGCAGAGAAUGUGCACGUAGUCCCAACCCUCAAGAUUUACAAGGAUGGUGCAAGAGUGAAGGAGAUGAUCUGCCCUAGCUUACAAGUUCUGCGCUAUUCGGUGCGGCACUAUGCUGUCUCCAGCUCUUGAGGUCUUACCAGUGGCACUCUUAGUUCUUUGAUGCAUUUCACCAACAAAUUGGUCCUAUAUAAUAUCAGCCUCCACAACAUUUCACCAGCUUGGUAUAUUCCCGGUUAGACAUGUUGUGCUAAGCUUGGUCUACAAAAGAACCUCCUGUGCAUUUCCCCCUUCCGUGUGUUGCUACACCUUCCGACCCUUCAUUUGGCCAACAUUAUUCAGUCCUUGGAUCAUUUAGUCUCUUCUGUUUGCAACUAUUUCUACCCCACCAUUUGACUAACCUCGAGCGAUUCUUUCAUCUCACACUCUGCCAUCUCAUGCAUUUGAUCAUUGUGCUUCACCACUAGAUGACCAUUCCUCAAGAAAGGCUCCUUUUGAAGUUGCUUAGAUGCAUGUCGUUGUUAGAGAGGGGAACAAAUCAGAGUCCGGUUGGUUUUCUCUGUUACAUGUCCAUAUACCUUAUAGCAAUACAUCAACCCAUUGAUAGAUUGGUUUCCUUUGGAGAAAAGGCAGUACCGGUUUUUGGCGGCGGAUGGAGAGUACAGGUCUAGUUGCCAUUGUAGAGAGAAAGAUUAAGAAAGACAAAUGUAAUUGCACGGUAGAGGGAUAAAAGGAGGAGGUGGCUGCUGUCAUUUGCAUAUAUGUCUUGCGAUCUGUGGCGCUGAUACAUAGUUCAUGCUGACAUUAAUUGGUUUCUAUGAAUAAAGAUAGCCCGACAUUCUUUGUCAUUUUUA
This is a messenger RNA of Phragmites australis (common reed), 3050 nucleotides long. RefSeq names its product TPR repeat-containing thioredoxin TTL1-like. NCBI's taxonomy places the organism in Eukaryota, Viridiplantae, Streptophyta, Magnoliopsida, Poales, Poaceae. The record is from RefSeq and is a predicted model, not a curated record. The transcript is spliced from 6 exons. Bases 157 to 2328 code for a protein of 723 amino acids. Gene Ontology annotation, cellular component: cytoplasm. Gene Ontology annotation, molecular function: protein binding.